This is a messenger RNA of Centropristis striata (black sea bass), 8170 nucleotides long. It is a transcript of the gene tdrd6a, whose product is annotated as tudor domain containing 6. Gene Ontology annotation, biological process: signal transduction. Lineage: Eukaryota; Metazoa; Chordata; Actinopteri; Perciformes; Serranidae. Bases 334 to 7725 code for a protein of 2463 amino acids. Gene Ontology annotation, cellular component: membrane. The transcript is spliced from 19 exons. The record is from RefSeq and is a predicted model, not a curated record.
UUUUUUGUGGAAGCGCGUGGAGUUGCGGCUAGCUGGUUGCCAUUAGCUACUGACUCACCGUCCGUUAGUGGAGUCGGUUUGCCGUUUGUACAACAGGCGCUGUAACCGCAUCGGCUAGUUCGCUAAAUGUGAAAAGUUAAGGUCGCUCUGUGUGGAUUUGGUAAAACUGUGCUGCCGCCUUCGUCGAGAGCUUAAGAAGACUGGACAGAACCUUCUGAAACAGAACGGGUUUCCCACUGCAUCUACUCUCAGCAACAUUUGUGCAACAUCUCCAGUGAACAUCAAAGGAACAACACAGACCCAGUAACAUCUAGUGCUUACACUCCUGUGUUUAUGAGAGGUGACAAAUCAUGGGUAGCUGGAAUUCAUGAAACUUCCAAAAUGACUUCGAUCCCAGGACUCCCUACACAAGGGUCAGAUGUAACCAUUCUCAUAACCAGGGCUCACUUGCAUCCUCUUUGUGUGCUUGUGGAGUUCUGGGGAAAGUUUGGCCAGGAAACGACAGCAGAUUAUGAGCGCCUGGCAAAAGAAAUUCAAUCUCCUGAAAACCCAUUUCAAGAGUUUGAAGGAAAUCCUGGUGACCAGUGCUUGGUUCGAAUCAAUGAUACUUGGUACAGGUCUCGCAUAGUCUCAAGAAAUGGCUCCAAAUACUGUGUGUUCCUCAUUGACAAAGGGAGGACACAUGGCACCACCACAAGUAAUCUGGCAUGGGGUAAGAAAAAGCACUUCCACCUGCCACCCGAAGUGGAAUUUUGUGUGCUAGCCAAUGUCUUACCACUCUCCCCUGAGAACAGAUGGUCUCCGGUGGCUCUUGAAUUUCUGAAAACUCUCUCUGGGAAGACUGUAAAGGCACAUGUGCAAGAUGUAUUAGUGCCACACAGACUAUUUCUCCUGCACAUCCCUUGCAUAUCCAAAGAAAUGUAUGAGAUGGGAAUUGCCAAAAAGCUGACACCAGAUGCGUUUCAGGACUUUGUGCUUUUGUCACUGCAGUCCAGUAGUGGAGCUGAAGUGCCUCCAGAGACACAGCUCUCCAAGGAACCAGUUGAACGACUUCACAAAAAAGAGCUCUUUCUGUACCCAGAGCUGCCAGCAGGAACUGUGGAGACUGUUGUAGUCACAGAAGUGACAAAUCCACAGCGGAUUUUUUGCCAGUUGAAGGUCUUCUCACAAGAAUUGAAGAAACUUUCAGGGCAAAUCACGCAGUGCUGUGAGGGCAGAACGACCAAUUGCAUCGUAGGCCCAGAAAUGAUUGGUUUUCCAUGUGCUGCAAGAGGAAGUGAUGGCAGGUGGUGCCGCUCUGUUCUACAACAGGUAUUCCUCACCAACAAACUUGUGGAAGUGUUGAACGUUGACUAUGGAACAAAAGAAUUUGUUCAAGUAGAGAAUGUAAGACCACUGGCUGCUGAGUUCUUCAGGAUGCCCGUUGUGACCUAUGUCUGCUCGCUCCAUGGGAUCAUUGACAAGGGGGUUGGAUGGACAACCAGCCAGAUUGACUAUCUCAAGACCCUUCUUCUGCAAAAGACAGUGAUUGCCAAAUUUGAGUACCAAAGCAUCUCUGAGGGCGUUCACUAUGUCACGCUCUAUGGGGACGAAAACACAAACGUCAACAACUUGUUUGCUUCCAAAGAGAGCUCCCUUCCAGAGUUUGAAAAAACACUUGGAGAUUAUGCCAUCCCUAGCACUGCAUACAAAUGCCAGCAUCCAGCUCAGCUAGAGAGAAAUCAAAAAAAGAUGUUAACUCCUGGACUGCCUGAAGAGGACAAAGUAGGAAAAGGAUUAGUAGAGAAACUGCAAGCUGAACACCUCUCUCUCAACUCAACCCAUGUGGCAUUUGUACACCACGUAUCUGACCCAUCAGAGUUCUGGAUCCAAACACAGACCUAUGCAAAUGAGUUGGAGGAACUGAUGGAGGGCAUCUACAACCUGUACAAAGAUAAAGUGGAUGAACAUGUGGUAAGAAAUCCAACUGUAGGUCUGUACUGUGCUGCCAAAGCAGAAGAUGGUGAGUUCUACCGAGCAACUGUGGCUGAAGUUGGUGAGACUCAAAUCAAGGUGUUCUUUGUAGAUUAUGGAAACACUGAAGUGGUUGACAGAAGUUGCAUCAGGACCCUUCCUGACAAGUUCAAAAAGCUGCCAUGUCUUUCACUGAAAUGCACUCUGGCUGGAGUCAGGCCAAAAGAUGGGAGAUGGAAUCAAAAUGCCUGUGAGUUUUUCUUAAAAGCAGUCACGGAUAAAGAACUAACUGUACAUGUGGCAGCAAAAUAUGGUGAGGGCUAUGUUGUCCAACUAACAGAUCUUGAGGCACAGGGAGAAAGGGAUCUUGGUACACUGAUGUGUAGUUCUGGCUUUGCUGAAAAGGCGGAAACACAAAGGCAACCCAAAGUCAAAAUGACCAUGCAACCUGCCAUUCUGCCACAACUUCCAGAUGCAAGGCUCUCAGGUUCACACAGGAACAAUGGGGUGUCCUUCCAGACCAUAAAUGCAGUUGGACCUGCUAGUAGUGAGAGAAGAGUUCUUGCAUUCAAGGAGCUCAUGUUUUCCAUCGGAAGUGUCCUUGAUGUCAGUGUUUCCUACAUCGAAAGCCCAAAUGACUUCUGGUGCCAACUUGUGCAAAACGCAGGUCAUUUGAAAUUGCUCAUGCAUGACUUGCAAACUCACUAUGCAGGCAGUGAGUUUCAGCCUUUUGUGGAAACCGUUUGUGUUGCACAACAUCCUGACAAUGGAAUGUGGUACAGGGCCCUUAUAAUUCACAAACAUAAAAUAUCUGAUGUGGAUGUGUUGUUUGUUGACUACGGCCAAACGGAGACAGUCUCUCUCUACGACCUAAGGAAGAUAAGCCCACAAUUCCUUGAUCUGCGUGGCCAAGCUUUUCGGUGUAGUCUGUUAAACCCUGUUGACCCCACAUUUGCCAAUAACGAGUGGAAUGAAGAAGCAACAUCAAUGUUCCACAGCUUUGUGGAAACUGCAGCAUCCAACUUUGUGAUUUUGAAGUGCACCAUAUAUGCUGUCAUGUACAGUGAGCAGAAGAUUGUUUUCAACGUUGUGGAUCUGGAAACUCCCUUUGAGAGUGUCUGCACCAGUAUGAUCAAUCUAGCCAAAAGUGCUCCUCCCAAGAAAGCCCCUGGGCCAUCUUUUCGUCUUGACACCUACUACUACUCAGCGCACAACGUCAAAACUGGAACAGAGGAACAGGUCACAGUGACAUGUGUGAACAAUGUCAGCCAGUUCUACUGCCAGCUCGAAAGGAACACUGAUGUGAUAAAAGAUCUCAAGAUCAAGGUGAACAAUCUCUGUCAUCAGCUUCAGAAUGUAAAGCUCCCAACAGUCUUUGGAACUUUGUGCUUUGCAAAGUACACUGAUGGGCAGUGGUACAGGGGACAGAUCAAGGCCACAAAGCCAGGGAUUCUGGUUCACUUUGUUGAUUAUGGUGACACUAUUGAGGUGGAAAAAUCUGACUUGCUUCCAGUUCCCAGAGAGGCUAAUGACAUCAUGACUGUGCCAGUGCAAGCAGUUGUGUGUAGUCUCUCUGAUGUCCCUGCUGAAGUUUCCAGUGAAGUCAACAGCUGGUUUGAGAGAAGUGCGACAGAAUGUAAAUUUCGGGCGCUAGUAGUGGCCCGAGAACCUGAUGGAAAACUGCUGGUUGAGUUGUAUCAUGGAAACACUCAGGUUAAUUCAAAGAUCAAAAAAGUGUUUCAGAUUAAGGUGCUUCCAGAAGAGGAGGUUGUGUGCCAGGGUUGGAGAGCACUUGAGGCUUCAGCAAAUCAUGCACAGAAGACUCCAAAAGUUGUCCCAAAACAAACUGUUGAAAUGGAAGGACACACUCAAACCAUCAAGAAAAAUGUUCCUGCCCCGAAACCAGCACGUCAAAUAAGGGAUACUGACAUGAAUCUGAAGUCCCCACCAAAGCCCUUGCGCUAUGUUUGUGAAAACGGUAAGAAGAAAGUUGCUCCGUUAGAGCUGUACAGACCUCCACACCAAAGGCAAUCAUUUACAAGGAUGACAAGUCAUACAGAAAAUGAUUCUGAUAUGGCUGGUUCUUACAUCCAACCAAGAAAAGAGAGCCUUCCCACUGAUUCUGAUCUGGCUGGUGCCUACAUCCAACCAAGAAAAGAGAGCCCUCCCACAGAAACUAAACAGCUCAAAUCCAACUCACCUGGCACAGAACUGCAGAAGGAAAUCAAUGAUGAAAAAUUCCCAAAACUUGUGGACCUGCCGUCAAAAUCUUUCACAUUAGAUAUGGAAGCAGAUGUUUAUGUCUCGCACUACAACAGCCCGUUGAGUUUCUAUGUGCAACUUGUCAGAGAGGAAGAGGAAAUAAUCUCCCUUGUGGAAAAGCUGAAUGAUCCCCAAUACGCCCCCCAAACCAACAGCAUCAAAGACUUGCAACCAGGUGACCUUGUUCAAGCAGAGUUUGCAGAUGAUUGCUCAUGGUAUCGAGCAGUUAUAAGAGAGAUCCACAGCAAAUCUAUGGCUCUUGUUGAGUUUGUUGAUUUUGGAAAUACGGCAAUGAUGCCAAUCGCCAAGAUGGGUAGACUCCAUAAGUCUUUCUUGCAAGUUCCCAUGUACAGCACACACUGUAUGAUGAGCGAGUCUGCAGGUCUUGGAAAAGAGGAAGUGCUUGACCCAGAAGUGGUGUCAGCUUUCAAAGAAGACAUUGGUGAGGAUGGAGAAAAGAUGCUCAAGUGCCAUUUUAUCAGGCAGUCAGGAUCUGUGUGGGAAGUCAGUCUUGAAGACAGUGAUGGCAAUGUCAUGUGCAAAGUACCUACCAGAUGCUCAACUAAUGGUACAGAAAUCGCCCUAGAGAAACUUGGACAAAUGGAGGAAAAAUCUUCCCACAACUCAUCGCUGCAAAACCCCUGCUCUCUACAUUACAACCAACAAGAGUUUUUAGAGGGACAAACAUUGGAGGUCUACAUCACAAAUAUAGAUGAUGCUCAGACCUUUUGGUGCCAAACUGUAGAAUCAGAAGAGCUGGAUAAGAUGACAUCAAGUGUCUCACAAGUGGGGAAUUCAGCAGAUCAAAAACGUAUCGACCCAGUCUCUCUUACCCCAGGCAGCCCAUGUAUAGCUCUGUUUUCAGAUGACGAGCUUUGGUACCGUGCAGAGGUGAUCGACAAAGAUGGAGAUGUGCUGUCUGUUCUCUUUGUGGACUAUGGAAACAAGUCUCAAGUCAACAUUACAGAUGUGAGAAAUAUGCCCCUUGAGCUAAUGGAAACUCCCCCACAGGCAUUUUUGUGUGAGCUUGACGGCUUUGGUGCUUCACAUGGAUCCUGGGACGGUGGUGCAGUAGAUGAGUUGUCAGCACUUACAACAGACAAAGUUGUACACCUGACUGUCACCAGAGUAGCAAGAGAAGAAGGGAAAGUCAAAUGCCUUGUGCUAAUGGAAUGUGAGGGCCAAGUGAUAAAUGAGGCACUGAAAACCUGGUGGAAGAGCUCCCCAACAGAAAACAAACCUUCAUACGAAACACCACUGCAAUGUGAUUCAACUGUGAAAGAAACUGCUACGACCAAGGAUCAAGUAGAGAUUCCUGAAAGCCAAGAAAUGGAUAUUACCGAUGCUUGCAUUCACCAAAACACAGACAAACUUAUUGACCCUCACAUUUUGCAAGAUGAUAAAGGCAUUGAUGAAGCCAUUUUGAGCUUGUUGAGCUUAAACCUUGACAAGAGUGCAGUGGUGACUACCAAAGGCACUAAAGAGGAGGAUGCUUCAGUGAUGGACAUUGUUGGACCAGAUGGACCCUUGGAGGUUCUGCAUGGAGAGGUUAAAACCUGCAGCAUUUUUUCCGGUCUAACUGAGGAAAAAGAUAGCGACAUGGUCACCAAUGAAAGGGAUAAUUCUCUUACCAAGAGGUCAACAGUGAGAAUGGUCCCCUGUGAAGAUUUUUGUUCCAGGAAGAGCUUUCCUCUGCAUGAGACACAUACCAUUUGUGAAGACUUAAAGCAGACUGAGACUGAAUCUGUGCUGCCUUCCUGUGUGCUUCCUGUAUUUGAAGCUCCUUCAGAACAGGAAAUUGACAGUGGAGAUGUCCUAGAUGAAGAGCAGCCAUCUACACCUGCUGAGAAUGACUCCAUAACGGAAGGAGAGAGCUGCGCUUUUCACAAGGAUACAUAUUCAGUCCUGGUAGCUGCCUCUGACACCGCAGCCAGUGAGUCACGGACCUUCACGGCUUCUGCUCAAGAUUUGGGUGAUGGGGUUGAAGAGGUGACGUGUCCUGCAGAGGAGGCGAUUCCUUCAUUUGAGGAGGUGACCAGUUUUGUCGAGGAGGCGACUGCUUCAUUUGAGGAGGUGACCAGUUUUGUCGAGGAGGCGGCUGCUUCAUUUGAGGAGGUGACCAGUUUUGUCGAGGAGGCGGCUGCUUCAUUUGAGGAGGUGACCGGUUUUGUCGAGGAGGCGGCUGCUUCAUUUGAGGAGGUGACCGGUUUUGUCGAGGAGGCAACCAGUUUUGUUGAGGAGGAGACUGCUUCAUUUGAGGAGGCGACUGCUUCAUUUGAGGAGGCGACUGCUUCAUUUGAGGAGGCGACUGCUUCUUUUGAGGAGGCGACGGAUUCUUUUGAGGAGGCAACUAGCUUUGUCGAAGAGACGACUAGCUUUGUCGAGGAGGCGACCGGUUUUGUCGAGGAGGCGACCGCUUCAUUUGAGGAGGCGACCGCUUCAUUUGAGGAGGCGACCGCUUCAUUUGAGGAGUCAACUGAUUCUUUUGAGGAGGCAACUAGCUUUGUCGAAGAGACGACUAGCUUUGUCGAGGAGGCGACUGCUUCAUUUGAGGAGGCGACCGGUUUUGUCGAGGAGGCGACCGGUUUUGUCGAGGAGGCGACCGGUUUUGUCGAGGAGGCGACCGGUUUUGUCGAGGAGGCGACCGGUUUUGUCGAGGAGGCGACCGCUUCAUUUGAGGAGACGACCGCUUCAUUUGAGGAGGCGACCGCUUCAUUUGAGGAGUCAACUGAUUCUUUUGAGGAGGCAACUAGUUUUGUCGAGGAGUCGACUGCUUCAUUUGAGGAGGCGACAGAUUCUUAUGAGGAGGCAACCAGUUUUGUCGAGGAGGCGACUAGUUUUGCAGAGGAGGCGACUGCUUCAUUUGAGGAGGUGACUGGUUUUGUGGAAGAGGCGACUGAGGUCCAUUUGAAAGACGUCUGCGCAGAUCCAAAUGAGCCAAGUGAUUGUGGCAAUGACACCAGUGAAAGAGAUGAUUGUGUCAGCGCUAUGACAGCAGAGGAAAUGGUAAUUUGCAUCACAGCCCCAAAUGAAACGGUGUUUCCUUGUGGGGAGCUUCUUCAACACAUAACCGAAGCUUCCUCACAGCAUGAAGUAGGAGACUUUUCUCUACAGGAUGAGCCAAUACAGAACAAGAAUAAUUCAGUGACUGAAGAUGAGACUUUGACUCUGCCCGAAGAUAAACUUGUUGCUCCUGAGCCAAAGGCCAACACAGUUCCCUAUCCAAAUUUGAGUGACCUGGUUGAAGAGGUGACCUGUCUAGUGGGAGAGAUCUGUCUGACAGACACCUGCAGAGAUGCACGACAAGAAGCUGAGAGGGAGGACAGUGAGCAACUGGUGCAUACACCCCCCUGUCUAAAACAGGAUUUCAGCGAAAGAGUGCUUGAGGAAGAAAUGUCACCUGCUGAUGACAGUUUUGAGGCUCAGCUGUCAAUGGUAACUCAUCUCUCUCUGAUUAUCAACGAUGCCUCUGCUGAUCUCAUGCUUGUUGCUCAGCAGUCAGAGGAGUAACACCACUCCAUUUCCUUUUUUUCCUUUUAUCAGACACAUUUAUCACCUGCAUACACUUUAAGUUACAACAGGUUCAAGUUCAGGUUUUCUUUGCCGUUUGUUCUCUAAUGACAGUUGUGAUUCGUUGGAUUGACCUGCAGGUGUGCAGCACAGUGGCUCAUUUCAUUGUUCCUAUUCAAAAACACCUUAGUAGUUAAAAGUGCCUUUGUACAGUCAGUAUCCACGUGCUCACUCAGUGUUAAAGUGGAGCACUGUUUUGUUACAGAUCUGUUCUGAUAAACUGCCACAUAAUUCUUUGGAAUGUAGUAAUUCUUUUGUUUGUGCUGCUUUGAAAGAUUGAUGUGAAAUGCAGCAGUUUUCAUGAUCCUUUUCUGUGUUUUGCAUGGAUACAUGCAUGUGUUGAAGAUAUAUUUAUGUUGGCACAAUAAAUAUCAUUACAGAUCUA